This is a messenger RNA of Plasmodium fragile, 4533 nucleotides long. RefSeq lists its product as uncharacterized. Gene Ontology annotation, cellular component: membrane. Gene Ontology annotation, molecular function: palmitoyl-(protein) hydrolase activity. The record is from RefSeq and is a predicted model, not a curated record. Bases 1 to 4533 code for a protein of 1510 amino acids. NCBI's taxonomy places the organism in Eukaryota, Apicomplexa, Aconoidasida, Haemosporida, Plasmodiidae. The transcript is spliced from 3 exons.
AUGAUUUGCAAAAAAUUGUUCAAAAGUUUUAAAAAAAAUAGCUCGCUCAUCGUCUUCUUCGUAACGUUAGUCUAUUUUUUUUACACCUAUGUGUCGUUGUUUUUGUUUGUCUUCAACAAUGCCUUGUUCUAUCUCUUUUUGAACAUCACCCUGUUUUAUCUAUGCUUCCAUUUUGUGGUGAGAGCCCUCACGUACCCUGGGAGUCUCUUCAUAUACUUCCACAAGACAAACUACGACAACAGAGUAGAACUAUGUAAGUUUUACAUGAAGGAGUCGGUGAAGCUGUCACUGAUUAUAAGUGACAUUCGAAGACACGCCAGGGACGUGAUUCGGAAGGAAAAUAACCCAGACGGAAAUCUCAAAAUUAAGCUAGAGCAGCUGUUCUCAAAUAGCAAUAACAAGGAUAAUUACUUUAACUUUUUCAGCGGCCUAUAUAUAUUUUACACACUCUACAUUAGCUAUUACCUCUACAUCAACUUAGAAGAAAAUGUCGACUUUAGUGAUGAGCAGUUGCUUUUUUAUUACUACUUGAAGUUAUUCAUGAUCAAAAUAAACGAACUCAAGGUGUACAUUCAUCAGGACGAUGUGAUAUACCCCGAAAUUCUCACAGAAAUAAAAAUCCACAAAGAUUUUAACAAAGCAGUGCAUGAGUUCAUACUUGGUACAAAUCCCACUUACGAGAAAUUUUUCGCGCCCACAAAAGAAAGGAGAACGUAUAGCAGUUUUAAGAGAACAAAAUCUAAGUUGAGUAUUUGGAAGCGCAUAUUUAACAGGAAGGGUGUGCAAGAUUGUAGGGCACCGGAGGAAUAUGCAAAAUUGUUGCCCAAAAAGGAGAAUGAUAAUAAUGCCAAAGGUAAUAAUGACUAUAAUGGCUAUGAUGGCAAUGAUGACGCUUUAACCCCGGGGGGAAAUCCACCCCAGGGGGAAGGAAAACUAAAGAACGGUUCGGAGGGAAUAAAAGGAGAUAACAUUUUUGAUGAAUCGGAAGAAGGAGACACUCCUUCGAAGGACAUCCCCCCCAAUUAUAUGGACAUAAAUGUGUUGAGUUUGUUUUACCAUGAGAAUUACGAAAAAUCAAUAACGCAUGCCAACUAUAAAGACUUCUUUAUGAUCAUAAAGGGUGAUAAUUUCCUUAAGCUGUUAGACGACCUGACAUACUUUUUGAACAAGCUUGGCGAGCUGUUCAAAUUGAAUGCACAAAGAGAAAGCAUGGACAUGAGAAAUAUUACGAAGUAUAUUAAUAAUUAUAUAAAAAAACACAUAGCAGGAACAAUGGAUUUGUUCAAGUACGAAUUGAUUUUUAAAUACUACGGGAAACAGGAGUACUUGCUAAUUAACGGUGCCAAAAUAGAUUGCAUGUUCAUACCAUGUAAGAGGUUUCUAAAUGAUAAAAUACAAUCAUAUAUCGAUUUGAAGAAGCGGGGUGAGAAAAGGAUGACUGAAGGAAAUGAGCAUCCAACGAAUGGACCCACCAGUGGACGCACCAAUGGACCCACGAAUGGGCAUGUCUAUUUAAACGCCUUCAACAACGACUUUUACAAUUACAUAUAUCAAGACGAUUAUUUGUGCGACAUACCCGUAGUGCUUUACUUCAACCCUAACGCUGCCUACUACGAACUGAAUGCUUGCUAUUCUGGGUCACUGAAAUUUUACUUAGAAAAUAAUGUUAACGUUUUCGUGUACAACUAUCGUGGGUACAGCAAGUCUAGUGGUUAUCCAAAUUUAAAUAGAAACAAUGCGGAUGCCUUAAAAAUUGCAGAGUAUCUUUUGUCCAGGAAGGUUAAACAUUUAGGGUUACAUGGAACAUCCAUUGGAGGUCCCCUAUGCUCUUACGUGUCUUACCAUCUGUGUAAUUUUAAUCAAAAAAAUAAUAACACGGAAUAUAUGGACAAAUUGUACAAAAAUGAAAUUCGCAUCAAGAUCACUUGCAAGCAGAUAAACAAAACGGUGAAGUUGAUGAGUAGGAGGAAGGAUAAAAUUUUGAAUAUCCUACUUAUCCCAAUUAAGUAUAUCAUCUUGCUUCUUCAAUUCAUUGUGCUGUGCAAGUUGAAAAUAUCCAACAUGAGGAUUAGGAGGAAGAUCAACAUGAGCACGGGCGUUGCUAGCAGCAAUAGGGACAAUCGCGAUAUUGGGGAUGAGGGGGGACCUGCCACCACACGCACUGAUCAUCCAAGGAUAUCCUUUGUGUGCAUUGAUAAGUCCUUCUACAAUUUCGAGGAAGUGGCCAAGUACAUGGUUGGAGAGUACGCAUACAACAUUCUGCAAUUCACGUCAUACAAAUUGGACAUCACAAAAUAUUACCUCAAUUCAAAUGUUCCAAAAAUAUUAAUUUACGACAAUAACGACGAGAUAAUUCACUACAUGUCGAGUGUCGUUACAGGGGUAUCCAAGGAAAUUUCUAAAUUAUACAAAAGUGGGGACGGCAAGGAGGAAGGCAGCGUGGAAGGAAACGCAGGGGGAUCCUCAACCACUGGAGAGAAUAACCAAAAUUUGCUACCACUGCUUGGGGGCAGUUCUGAUGAAGGCGCAUAUAUGCCGCAGACAAAGAUGUAUUCCGAUUUGUACGCGAAGAAGAGGGCUGUACCCGAGCCCCCACUUGCUCAGAAGCAGCAGCUCCUGGGUGGAAAUAUUCUCGGCAGCUCGAAUGAGAAGAUCCCCUUUGUCCCCCAGCUAAUCAUAGACGAAAAUGUGGACAAGUGUUGGUUUGAAAAUAAAGUUAAAAACAUCGACAUAGUCCUAUUUUUGCAGAGCUGGAAGGUGAUAAAUGAUUGUAUAUUGUUUCUAAAUAAAUCUUCCACAACGAACAAUUCCUUCAUUUCGAUAGGGCUAGAAACGUAUAAGUCUAUCAUGUCCUUGUACAAUUCUAAGGAGAACAAUUUGGAGAAGCAAACGCAUAAUGCUAUUUAUUGCAUUUAUAAUGACAACAUGAGUUUUAUGGAUACCUUUAAGAAAGUGAACCAUAAUUACGACGAUUUCGGGAUGGAGGAAAGUACAGGGAAAGAUAGCCAUGUGAAGAAGCCAAAUGUUUGUGAUAUCCUCCGUGAAAAUGAAGACUUCAAAUUCGAAAUGGAAAAGCUGAACAAAAUGUUAAAAGAUUUGUAUAUGUCAAAGAGGAAGGAAGUGGAAAAGGUACAUUUUACAUAUAGCGGAUUUUUCCUCAAAAAUGACUACCUCUAUAAUUAUAUUAACACGAAAAAUAAGAACAAGGAGGAACCUGCUUUUAACAUAGAAGAGGUAGACAUCAUCAACUUCCUAAGCCAAUUUAGUGAUUCUUUAACAGACAUUGCUGAUGCGAUCAAUUGCAAUUUGAAUUCUUGUGGACAAUUAUUAACAGAAUUGAAUCAAGUUGCAGAAAAUGAAAAAAUAAAUUUUUUCAAAUCAUUCAUUUUUAGAAUGAAGGUGUAUGGUUCUUACCCCUCUCAGUGUUUUAUUUCAUCCUGUGAGGAACAAUAUUGUAAUUCCAUCAAUCAGCUUCCGCUUAUUUUAUCUGAGUGUUCUAACCACGGGGGGUUGUAUACUCACGGAAAGGUCAGAAACUACUCCUACGAUUUGAACAACACCAGGGAUGACGAAUUGCCCUUCGAUGGAGAGUAUCCUAAUAGCGACUCUGAGGAUGCAUAUUUCAUGCAUAGUGACUCGGAAAAGAGGAUGACCAAAGUUAAAGGGGUGCGAAGCAAAGACACUUUUCAAUUCAAUCACAGUUUUGCAGCGGAUUACAACUGUAGUAUACAUUCCCCCUACGUGGUGAUAAAAAGGUCCAUGUUUUUGCACGACUUGGUUGUAUGCUUGAAUUGGUUUAAGAAGGGUGCUGGGGUUGGUUGUCCUUCUUCCGGUUGCGCCCCAUCAUCUACCCCCGCGGGCGUUUUUUACCAACUAGACGAAGAUACCUACUUAGUGAACCCCACACAGCUGCAGAUCGCCCUGAAGGAGAAAAAUCAGAAAUGGCAAAAUAAACAGAAAAACAAUGCCACGCGCUUAAACAGUGCAAAUUUUCUGGACCUAUUUUCCAACGACAUUGGAGUGGAUAUAAACAAUGCUGACUUUUCAAAUGAGCUAGAAAAGUACGUAAGCUGGAUGCGCCUGAAUAACAGAAUUAGCUUAUGCAAAAUUUUGCUUUCCCUCAAAAGUAAAUUGCGUCAAAUGAAAAGCUAUUCAGAAAGAUUAAUCGAUGAAUACAGCACUAUUAACCAAGGCACGAAUAUUCGCUUUAUCAUUUUCCUAAUCUAUCGUAUACUAAUUUUUAAGAAGCUGCUAACUCACACUUAUAUAAUUUACACAUUUUGGGAACGGCUCAGCACAUCUUUGGAUGUGAACUUUAAUGAUGUUGAGGAGGGUGCAAAAGAUGUUGACCUUCUAACAUUGGAACCCAUAUCUCAUUUUGAUGUUUUCUACAAGGCUGCCUAUAAGGUGUACUCCCCCAAAAUUUUGGGAUGCCCCCUGCUGGUGAACUGCGGACACAACGGCACGUUAUCCAAGGAGGAUCUAGCCUUUUUCAGCACCUGCUUGAAUUUCUACCUCAAGGAGUAUACAUGA